This is a messenger RNA of Mangifera indica (mango), 1597 nucleotides long. RefSeq names its product fructose-1,6-bisphosphatase, chloroplastic. Gene Ontology annotation, cellular component: cytoplasm; cytosol. Gene Ontology annotation, biological process: fructose 1,6-bisphosphate metabolic process; sucrose biosynthetic process; fructose 6-phosphate metabolic process. Lineage: Eukaryota; Viridiplantae; Streptophyta; Magnoliopsida; Sapindales; Anacardiaceae. Bases 126 to 1331 code for a protein of 401 amino acids. The transcript is spliced from 3 exons. Gene Ontology annotation, molecular function: fructose 1,6-bisphosphate 1-phosphatase activity. The record is from RefSeq and is a predicted model, not a curated record.
AAAAUCCACUCAAAAACUCCAGCAAGAACCAGAACCAGAUUCUAUGUUAAACCCAAAUCAAAUCCUCAUAUUAUCUUCAGAUGUUAACUUCAAUCAACAAUCCAUCUCAAUCCCUUUGACAUAGCAUGCAAAUUCAAUCUCUCACCUCACCUUCUUCAUUCCCCACUCCUUUUUUCCACUCAACAACCACUCUUUUCCCUCCAAGACCACACUGUCACUCCCCAAGUAACCUUGUUUUCAGACAAAGAAUGGCUUCUGGUUCCGGGUUUAGGGUAGUUCGAUCAGAAAAGGUUAAUUCCUUGACCGUUUUGGACGAUGAUGAAAAUGGGUUUCCUACUUUAAUGGAUUAUGCGGGUAAGGGAGGACUCAACGUGGGCGAUGAUCUGGUGGUCUUGUUGUAUCAUAUUCAGUAUGCUUGCAAGAGAAUUGCUUCUCUUGUGGCUUCUCCUUUUAACUCAAGUCUUGGUAAACAAGUUGCUGGUGGGAACAUUGGCUCUGAUAGGGAUGCACCUAAGCCCCUUGAUAUUGUUUCAAAUGAAAUCAUUUUGUCAUCUCUUCGCCAUUCUGGAAAAGUUGCAGUCAUGGCUUCAGAAGAAGAUGAUUCUCCAAUUUGGAUAAAUGCUGAUGGCCCAUUUGUGGUGGUUACAGAUCCUCUUGAUGGUUCCCGCAACAUAGAUGCCUCUAUACCUACUGGAACUAUAUUUGGGAUUUAUAGGCGUCUUGUGGAACUAGAUCAUUUACCUGAGGAGGAGAAGGCUCAACUGAAUUCACUGCAGAGUGGAAGUAGGCUUAUUACUGCUGGAUAUGUUCUCUAUUCAUCAGCCACGGUCUUCUGUGUUAGCUUUGGUUCAGGAACACAUGCUUUUACUCUAGAUCACUCAACAGGAGAUUUCAUUCUUACACAUCCAAACAUGAAGAUACCUUCUCGAGGGCAAAUCUAUUCUGUAAAUGAUGCACGGUACUUCGACUGGCCUGAGGGUCUAAGGAAAUAUAUUGAUAGUGUGAGACAAGGAAAAGGCAAAUACCCUAAGAAAUAUUCAGCACGUUAUGUAUGUUCUUUGGUUGCUGAUUUCCACCGAACUCUGUUGUAUGGUGGAGUAGCAAUGAAUCCAAGAGACCAUCUCCGUCUAGUGUAUGAAGCAAAUCCACUUAGUUUCCUGGUGGAGCAAGCUGGUGGAAAAGGUUCUGAUGGUAAAAGUCGGAUUCUAUCAAUUCAGCCCGUCAAGCUUCACCAAAGACUGCCUCUAUUUCUGGGGAGUUCAGAGGAUAUUGAAGAGUUAGAAAGUUAUGGAGAUGUUCAACAAAAAGUAAAUCCAGGUUAUGAAGUUUGAUGCUAAUUGAUACCCAAGAGUUGCGGUAAAAGUUCUCCUUCUAUGUUCAAUUCAUUGCUUACUUCUCACCUGUGUUUGUAGAAAAUCAUUCCAAGUUGUCCAAUUUCUUGUACAAAUCCAACUUGUUCCUGUCUCUGUUACAAAGCGUGAAAUGGUAUUUCGAAUCCGAGAUGCAGAAUAAAGAGUAUUUCUACCUUAACCUUCUCUUAAUUCCGUUUUACAUGUAAAGGAUGUUCCUAUGUACAAUGAAACACCCAAAGCUUCAA